CCAAGGACUGCUGUCAACUGAGAAGAAAAAGUUGAGGCAUAGGGGUGGUAAAUGAAGUUGUAGUGACAGUUUAACUGAACACAGUCAGAUGAUGGAGUGAGAGCACAGAGGGAUUCUCCUCCAUGAGGAAGACUUGAGCGUGAGCCAUCGCUUCUGAGCCUCUUAGCUUAAUUGACUAAAUUGAAUGAGUCACUGCUUUGUGGCUUAGUCUUACAGCAUUAUGUGACAUGUGCUAAAUCUAUGAUUAAUAUGCUUUGAGAAGUGUCCUGCACCACAGUAAACAGGUACUCAAGUAAAGACAUGUUUAUGCAUGUGUACGCUCUCUGGUGCCUUUUUUCCUCCUCCGGAUCCAUCACUAACAAAGGUGUCCCAUGCUUUUGUUUUCCAGUGAUUCACUGUAGGUGUUCCAGGUGUUUUUCUUUCCCUUCAAAGCGAAGGAUAAGAAAACGGCCCCGAGUUUUGACGCUAUUAAGUCUGCCUGAGGACGUUCUUUUUCAUGUUCUGAAAGGCCUUCCUGCUGAGGACAUCCUCUCCGUCAGAGCCGUGCACUCACAUCUUAAAUACCUUGUGGAUAAUCACGCAAGUGUUUGGGCAUGUGCAAGUUUCCAAGAAAUAUGGCCUUCUCCGAACAAUCUGAAGAUGUUUGAAAGGGCUGCUGAAAGGGGUAACUUUGAGGCUGCGGUGAAGCUGGGCAUUGCCUACCUGUACAACGAAGGCUUGUCCAUCUCUGACGAGGGUCGUGCAGAAGUGAAUGGAUUAAAGGCAUCUCAUUUCUUCAGUCUGGCAGAGCGCUUGAAUGCGUGCGCAGCCCCGUUUAUCUGGCUUUUUAUCCGUCCUCCCUGGUCCUUGAGUGGAAGCUGCUGUAAAGCUGUGGUCUAUGAGAGUCUCAAAGCAGAGUGUCAGCUGGAGAAAGCUCAAAAAGGAUCCAUUCUCCAUUGCUUGGCUAAGGUCUUGAGUCUCUUUGAGGAUGAAGAGAAAAGAAAAGAAUCCCUUGAAAUGUUUGAAGAAUCUUCCAAGCAGGGUUGUUUAAACAGCUCCUACCUCCUUUGGGAAAGUAACAGAAAGGCUGCUAUGUCAGACCCUGGCAGAUACCUCCAAAGUCUCAGGAAGUUACGGGACUAUGCAGCAAAGGGCUGCUGGGAAGCACAGAUAGCUUUAGCCAAAGCUUGUGGGAAUGGAAGCCAACUAGGAUUAGAAGCUAAAUCUUCCAGUGAAGUGGUGUCUCAAAUCUUUCAAGCUUCCCUCCCUGUCAGCAAGCAAAGUAUCUUCACUGUGCAGAAAGGAAUGAAUGAAACAAUGAGGUACAUCCUGAUCGAUUGGCUGGUAGAAGUAGCUACCAUGAAAGACUUUUCCAGCCUGUGCCUUCACAUGACAGUGGCGUGCGUGGAUCGUUAUUUGAAACUGAGACCUGUGCCUCGGGCUCGCCUCCAGCUUUUGGGAAUAGCCUGCAUGGUCAUUUGCACACGUUUCAUCAGCAAAGAGAUCUUGACGAUACGGGAAGCUGUGUGGCUAACAGACAACACGUACAAAUAUGAAGACUUGGUCAGAAUGAUGGGUGAGAUCAUUUCUGCCCUAGAAGGAAAGAUAAGGAUACCGACCAUUGUGGACUACAAAGAAGUGCUGUCAAACGUGGUCUCCCUGGAGAGAAGGACCCUUCACCUUUACAGCUUCAUUUGUGAGCUGUCCCUCCUCAACACCAGCCUCUGCGUGUACUCCCCGGCUCAGCUGGCGGCGGCGGCGCUGCUGCUGGCCAGGAUACUGCACAGGCAAGCACACCCCUGGACCAGCCAGCUGUCUGAGUGCACCGGUUUCUCUCUUGAAGACCUGCUGCCCUGUGUGCUGAGCCUCCACCAAAAGUGUUUCCAUGAUGAUGUCCCAAAGGAUUACAGGCAGGUGUCCUUAACUGCAGUGAAACAACGAUUUGAAGACGAGCGUUAUGAAGAAAUAGGCAAAGAAAAGAUGAUGAGUUACAGCCAGCUCUGUGCAUUGUUGGGUGUGAAACAGGAGGACCCAGAGCCCAGUCCCUUACACACAAACGUGGUGGAAAUCCAGACUUUCCUUAGCUCUCCCUCUGGAAAGAGAACGAAAAGGAGGAGGGAAGACAGCAUUCAGGAUGACAGAGGCAGCUUUGUGACUACACCCACAGCAGAGCUUUCCACCCAGGAGGAAAGUCUUCUAGAUAACUUCCUAGACUGGAGUCUAGAUUCCUGCUCUGGUUAUGAAGGCGAUCAGGAAAGUGAAGGCGAGAGAGAUGGAGAUGUGACGGGUCCCAGUGGGAUCCUGGACGUGAUGGUGGUGUAUGUGGACCCGGCGGAGCACUGCUGCCAGGACUCCAGUGAUGAAGACAACGCGGCGCUGGGGUGGGCUGGGCAGGCCGCCUCGCCCAGGGAGGCCAAGCUGCCGGACGACGCUCGCAGCCUCUCAGCCUAUCUCACCCCAAAAAAUCCUAACCUGGAAGGGAGCUCGGGCUACUCUUCCGUCAACAGCGCCAGCCCUACAUCUUCUGUGGAAGGUGGCCUCGGGGAACUUCUCAAACCUACCUCAGUGCUGUCUCUGGGCAGCGCCGUGAACGCGGGGCCCUGCCCGCCCCAGUCCCUGGAAUCAUGUUUACAGUCGGUCUGUGCUGGGCCCAGCGAGGGCAAGUGUGACAGAAGGCAAGUCAAGCGAAAAAACGUGGCAGAACACAGUGAAGAAAGGGUGAACUUGGGCUUCUUAAGCCUCUGAUUUCUUCCUGCUCUUUACUUUUCUCGGGGUCCCGGAAACAGUAUUUCUGUUGUAGUCAUACAGGGAUGAUAGUGAAUAAUUGUCAAUACCUCCAAAACGAGCCCUUCCUCUCAGCCUUGCCUAUGCCUGUCCUCUCAUUCUGUAGCUCACUUCUGGGCCCUUUUCUUCCUUGAUAGCUGUCUUUUUAAAGUACUCCCUAUCGUCUAAUCCUCUGCAAAUUAAGAUUCUUCUCCACAUCAUAGGAAAUUUUAUAGCACAUUUUGUCAUACCUCACCAGUUACUCCUUGGUGAGAGAAAGGAACUUGUCGUGUCCCUUGCUUCGCUGUGAGGCCUGGCACUAUAAAAGAAAGGAACUGACUUUGGAUCUCAAGUUACUGGACGUAACACUAUGCUUGAAUUCUUCCACUUGAUCUUUUUGAGGUUCUGCCUUUUCUUUCUGGCCAGGGACUGUCUGUCUCACUCAGCUGGUGCUUCCCUCUUCCAUGUAUAUGCCAUUUGCUGCACUGAUACAAGGUUUUUAACAUAUACAAUCAAGAGGUAAAUGAAGGCUCACUGCAGGUCUGAGCUUCUUUUUUACCUACCUCUCAGAUGGUUUUUAAACCCCAUUUGCCUCAGGCUCUAACUGCCAUGUUUCCCCUGCCUGAAAAAUCCUCCUCCUGUGCCUUAAUGCUUCACUGCCCAGUACUAGAGUGUCGUGAUCUCUGUGAGCUGCUGGUCUCUGCUGGAACAGUGGCGUUGAACCACCACCUCCAGCUCCAUUUCUUGUCCUGUCUCAAGUCUUCCUUGCUCUUUCCAUGAGCGUCUCCUCGAGUAAAGCACGAAUCACUUGAACACUAGAACCAGGCAGCAAUGCAGAAGGGCAGUCAGUCUGUCCUACUUGAAACCCUGAAUCUCGAAGGGCAGCGUAUGCUUUUCUGAUCAAAAACAAAACCUGUGCUGCUUCAGUAACAGUUUAACCUCAGCUGAGCGAGCCUGGGUUAACGCUCCUUCAGCCUGUGACCGCCAGGAAAACAGCCUUCUCUUCACACCCAGGCAGUGAGUAAUGAAUCAAAGGUACAAGACUUCCAGGAGAUGUCGCUGAAUUUAACACUGGAACUGGACUCCAUGACUCCUCCUUUGUUUAGAACUUACUGGGGCAGAUGGCAACAGUUCAGAUACAUGCAGUGUAGUGACUUUUUUUAUAAAACUUUUUUUAAUAUA
This is a messenger RNA of Calidris pugnax (ruff), 3924 nucleotides long. RefSeq names its product cyclin F (gene CCNF). Lineage: Eukaryota; Metazoa; Chordata; Aves; Charadriiformes; Scolopacidae. The record is from RefSeq and is a predicted model, not a curated record. Gene Ontology annotation, cellular component: nucleus; centrosome; cyclin-dependent protein kinase holoenzyme complex. Gene Ontology annotation, biological process: mitotic cell cycle phase transition; regulation of cyclin-dependent protein serine/threonine kinase activity. Gene Ontology annotation, molecular function: protein binding; cyclin-dependent protein serine/threonine kinase regulator activity. The transcript has 16 exons. The coding region runs from base 301 to 2724 and encodes 807 amino acids.